CAUCUUUCAUUGAACCCGUGAUGUCUUCCACAGAGGUCAAGGACAAGUGGUUAGGAAUAGAAUAUUUCUUCACUAUUCGAUACCAGCGAGUCUCAACAGCGAGCAGGUUGUGUUAAGUGCAUUCUGGGGAAUGUGGUUUUGUUGAAGCUUACGUUCUGAUUGGUCAACGUAUGACCUUUCACUUGUCACGUGGUUUAAAAACUUCAGUAGAAUGGCGCGGAAAGUUGUCACAAUACACAGCGUUGCUUUCAGUUCAUAAACGUGUUUUGUUUACAUUUACCUCGUGCGAUCCUGACUCACUAUCUGGUAAGUUGUAGUCCUUCAGACGCAUUUGGUCGCGGUGCUUCUUUCCCUCCAAACGUUCAGUGCGCAAGCGCUGUCCAUUGUGGCCAACUGUACACCUCAUGUCACUGCACUACAGGCUGCUAACAUUGCGUUAACAUGACUGAAUUAAAUUAGCGAUGAGUAGGUUAGUUCGCGUUUAGCUUCCGUUAGCUGCUGUCACAUCUUGUGCUGUAGCUCCCUCUAUUCAUCAUGAGCGUGUUGGAGGUGAAGUUCAUCGGUGAUGGAGACGCUCUGGAGCACAUCGUGGAUAAACAGGAGGGUGUGCAGAGCAGCAGUGGGUCUGUUCAGAAGAUUGUAACCUUUAAGAGUCCAGCAGGACCACGAGCAAAAGAGGAUGCAGGACACGAUGGGGACGAAAAUGGAGUCCUUGAUGAGCAAAACUAUGUCCAAGCUCUAGGAACAGGCAAUGCAGAAGAUGAAGAUGGUAUAUACAGAGUGGCGGGUUCCUCCAUUUUUACCUUUAAAAAAGCCAAACGUGGACACAGCAUGGCCCAGACUGCAAGUGAAUUGGCACGGACCCCAGGGAAAGGUGUAACCUUCAGCGCGGCCCCCGGCAUUGAACCCUCAACUCCCACCCGGAGGGGCCGCAACCAAAGAGGUGGAAGCAGGACGCCACAGAAGAGCAAGAAGGUUCAGUUCGUCUCCACGACACCCCACAGGCUGAGGAAGAGAAUGACAACUCCCAGCUUACGGUCAGACAGCGAUAGUGAGCUGUCGCCCUCUGACUCCGGGGGUGAUGAGGAGGAGGAGGAGGAGGAGGAGGAGGAUGAAGUGAUGGAGGAAGAGGCGAAAGGAAAGAAGGAAAACCAGGAGAACUUGAAGACCCUAAAAACACCCCGUAAAGGUUCAUCUGCCGCGCUCUACAAGACUCCUGCCAAGAAAGUCAAGUCCACAUCAGAAGCCCUCAAUCAGCCUGGUAUGGUUGAGGAGUAUUUUGAAGCCCAUGGCAGUUCGAAGGUCUUGACAUCAGACCGCACACUGGCACGUUUACACACCCCUAAACUCGACAGGGAGACUUUGGUGCAACUUUUAAAAGGAAAACCCUCCUGCUGCUCCGAAGAGAUCCAGCAGCUCCACAGCAAACACCAAAAGCACUUUAGCAAGUGGAUGUUACAGUUACAGUUGGGAUUCAGCGUGCUGGUCUACGGUUUGGGAAGCAAAAAAUCUCUGCUGGAGGACUUCCGUCAGGCUCACUUGGGUCAGGAAAUCCACCUGGUGGUCAACGGAUUCUUCCCCUCCAUUACUCUUAAAUCCAUUUUAAAUGCCCUGACAUUUGAGGUUCUCGAGCAUCAGGGAAGUUUCCGGACCCCCUCAGACCAGAUCCAGUACAUCGCUCAGACCUUUAAAGACAGCCCAGAUCUCCAUGUGUACCUGCUGAUCUACAAUAUCGACGGACCAAUGCUGCGAGCAGAGAAGACCCAGAGUGCACUGGGGCAACUGGCGUCCCUUCCCAACCUGCACCUGGUUGCGUCUUUAGACCACAUUAACGCUCCGAUGGUGUGGGACCAGUUUAAGCAGAGCCAGUUUAACUGGCUGUGGUGGGAGUGCGUGACUUUCCAGCACUACACGGAGGAAACGUCAUACGAAAACUCGCUGCUGGUGCAGCAGACCGGCGCUCUCGCUCUGUCUUCCCUUACACACGUGCUACGCAGCUUGACAUCCAAUGCAAGAGGAAUUUUCCAACUGUUGGUUAAAUUCCAGCUGGAAAACAAAGAUAACCCUUCAUACACAGGAUUAUCAUUCCAAGAUUUCUACCAGCGUUGUCGACAGGCGUUCUUGGUGAACUCCGACCUCACACUGAGGACUCAGCUGACUGAGUUCAGAGACCACAAACUGAUCAGGACGCGCAAGGGUGCAGACGGAGUGGAGUACUUGGUCGUCGCUGUGGAUGCAACCACUUUGAUGGACUUCCUGGAGAACGAAGGGGGAGACUGAGACAAAAAGUUGUACUGCUUGCACUUCAUCUACGAACGGCCAGCUAAGGUUAAUGGUUGAAUCUGUCACUGUUAUUAAAAACCCGGUGACAUCUGAUCCACAGAAGCUGUGAGCCCAGCUUACAGGCACUGCACAAUUUUGAAUGAAUGGUUUUUCACCUGUCAGAAAUCCCCCACUAGUGCUCUGUUUACAUUUUGUCUUUUGAUGUAUGCAUAUAUUAAAUACCUGUGAAUUAAAACACUGGGAGUGAAUUAGUUAAUGCGAUUUCCUCUCUUUACUUACAAAAAAAAGAUUUACAAUAGGCAAAA
Pungitius pungitius (ninespine stickleback) is the source of this 2588-nucleotide messenger RNA. It is a transcript of the gene orc2, whose product is annotated as origin recognition complex, subunit 2. NCBI's taxonomy places the organism in Eukaryota, Metazoa, Chordata, Actinopteri, Perciformes, Gasterosteidae. The transcript has 15 exons. The record is from RefSeq and is a predicted model, not a curated record. The coding region runs from base 535 to 2280 and encodes 581 amino acids. Gene Ontology annotation, biological process: DNA replication. Gene Ontology annotation, molecular function: DNA replication origin binding. Gene Ontology annotation, cellular component: nuclear origin of replication recognition complex; nucleus.